AUGGCCGCACCCAGUUUCCGCAAGGUACCAGGGGACUGGACGCGCUGUGGGAUGCCGGGUAGAGGGCCACAGAAGCGCAUCGUCCAUGGUGCAGAUGCAGAGCACUGUAAGUGGAGGUGGCAGGUGAGCAUAGGUUCGCCUAGUACGGGCCAGUUUUGUGGUGGCACCCUGAUCGCCCCGGAUUGGGUCCUCACUGCCGCACACUGCGUUGGACACAUAAGGCAUCCAUGCGACGUGAGGACCCUCAGAGUAGGCGCGGGCACCUCAAAGAGAGACACUUCCAAGGCUAAGGGCCUGUUCGUUGAGCGGCGUGUAGCGAGAAUCUUCGUGCAUCCCUUGCACAACAAGAACGUGCAGCACGACUAUGACUUCGCACUCAUUCAGCUGGACAAGCCCAUGCCAAUGAACCAGUGCAUUGGUGUUGCCUGCUUGCCAACCCGCACAGAGCAGGUGGGUACCCGGUGCCAAAUCACCGGCUGGGGCACCCUUUCCUCCAGGGGAGCCACUCCUGAGCUCUUGCAGGAGGCUCCUGUGACCCUUGUGAACAAGGAGGCUUGUGAGGUGAAUUACACCAAACAGCGCCAGAUCGUCACAGGCUCCAUGCUUUGUGCUUCCGGCGAAUCAAAUGCUGGGAUCACUGACAGCUGCCAGGGCGACAGUGGAGGGCCCAUGGUCUGCGAGGAGGAUGGCGCCUUUGUGAUUCGCGGAGUCACCUCCUGGGGCCAAGGCUGUGCGCUCAGAGACUUCCCCGGCAUCUACGCCCGCGUGCACAGCGUCUUGGCCUGGGUGGAGGAUGUGAUGGGGAACAAGGUUCGCAUGGUGUCGGCCGAGGACAAGCAGGAAGAGGAGGACAUCUCCGGCAUCGACUUCCGUGGUGCCAUGUGGAAGGUCACCUCCGGCAAGUGCACCAUGGAUGAGUUCGACUGCAUCAUGAGUCCUGGAUUUCCUGAGCCAUAUCCCUCUAAGGACAGAUGCUACAUUGCAGUGAACAUCAGCGAUGCCGUGCCCAUCUCGGUCGAAAACUUCUCAACAGAGGCAGCUUUCGACUACCUGUCCUUCAACUGUAGGGCUUUCUCAGGUGAAAUUGGCCCUGAGGGCAUAAUUCCAGAUGCAUCUAUACACUGGGUUUCAGACCAGAGCAUCGCCGGCACUGGCUGGCGGCUGUGUCCCUCCUACUAA
Molecule: messenger RNA, 1179 nt
Organism: Symbiodinium pilosum
Lineage: Eukaryota; Dinophyceae; Suessiales; Symbiodiniaceae
Source: the annotation of a GenBank genome assembly